UACAAGUAUUCUGCUCGGAAUAGCCAAGAAGAGUCGAAAAUGUGCCAAUGUGUAAACGCGAACCAUUCGGCGCUCGAAUCAACCAGCUGUCGCAGCCGCCGUACAAAUUAUCACAACGACGUCGAUUUCCAUCAUCAAUAUGGAUUUCGUUCAAGAAGAAUGGUCCUGCUAUAAAAUUUGGUGUUAUAAUUCUCUAAUCCUCUUUUCUGCCCAACAUUAUUCCUAACAUAGUACACGGUGUUUUGCCACGUGAUCCAUAGUGUUGCAUCAUGUUUUGCGUUGUAUCUGGGAAGUUUUCGCUCUGCCAUGCUCACUUGACUUGGUUGAAUCUCUAGUGCUUGAGUACUACUGUGAUAUAUCUCUCAACUGUGAUAUAUGUCCCAGUAUCUAUAAAAACAAAUGGAAGAGGAGUACGAAAGUAUAGCGCUUGUGAAACCAGAAAUUUUUGUAUAUCGCAUACCUCCAAUGGGUACGAAUAGAGGACAUAAGGCUGCAGACUGGAAAUUAGAUGCUCCCGAUUGGACUGGUCGGAUGAAAUUAGUGUCUAUCGGCAAACGUUUAGAACUUCGGUUAGAAGAUAAAACCACAGGCGCAUUAUACGCAAAGUGCCCUAUUGACGCUUUUCCCGGUGUUUGCAUUGAACCAGUUACUGACUCUUCACGAUAUUUCGUUAUUCGUCUAAGGAAUGACGCAGGCCAAACUGCCUUUGUUGGUUGUGGUUUCGCUGAUCGAGGAGACUCUUUCGAUCUCAAUGUCGCCCUACAGGAUCAUUUCAAAUACAUCGAAAAAGCUGCCGAGCUGGCGCAGGCACCAGCUUCUCAGCCUAGUCUAGACCUUGCUUUCAAAGAGGGACAGACUAUAUCUAUCAAUAUUGGCAAGAAAGGCCCUGACGGUCAAACGCAUCCUCGACCACGACCUCACCCACCAGCCGGAGGUGCAGUGCCAUUACUACCUCCUCCACCUGGAAGUUCUUCGAUACGGAGAACAGUACAACCACCCAACAAAUCUAGUCCCACCGGCGGUGAUUUACUAACCUUCUAA
Messenger RNA from Cylicocyclus nassatus, 1041 nucleotides. The record is from the annotation of a GenBank genome assembly. Lineage: Eukaryota; Metazoa; Nematoda; Chromadorea; Rhabditida; Strongylidae.